This is a messenger RNA of Owenia fusiformis, 1814 nucleotides long. The record is from the annotation of a GenBank genome assembly. NCBI's taxonomy places the organism in Eukaryota, Metazoa, Annelida, Polychaeta, Sabellida, Oweniidae.
UUCCGUUUUGUUUGAAGGAAGAAAGUCAAGAAAGAUAUUUCUACAGUUUAUCGCUGUUUUAGUGGCUUUAGAUGAACCCGAUUGCGUGUUAGAACAUUUAAAAAGAUGCCGAAUCUUCAAAAGACAUUCGAGAUUCUCAAUGAUCCACAAUUAGUUGUCCGGUUUCAGAGAAUAUGUGGAGUGAGAGAAGUGGAAGUUUCAAAAACCAAAAAUGGAUCAACAAAAUCAAAACCUACUCAGGAUGGACACACAUCUCCAUACAAUCUAAGAUCCAGAAAAUCAAACUCUGAAAAUGGCAAUUAUGACAAGCAUUUACCUGAUAGUGAUACUGGCUUGACAGAUAAAUGUUCACAAGAAGAAAGUGACUCUGGAUCUCAGUCUGUAUCCGACUCAGAAUAUGAACAAAGGGACAAAUUAUACAAAGUGCAAAUUGAUCACUGGAGUUUAUACUAUUUAUUCAGCUUUGGUGCAGCAUUAGGGAAUGAAGUAUUCUAUAGUACUUUUUUGCCUUAUUGGUUUUGGAAUGUUGACAGUUUUGUAAUACGCAGAGUUUUGAUAAUCUGGUGCAUUAUGAUGUAUUUUGGACAAUGUUUGAAGGAUGUGAUACGUUGGCCCCGCCCAGCAUCUCCACCUGUGAUACGAUUGGAGAAGCGCUAUGAACUGGAGUAUGGGAUGCCAUCAACUCAUGCAAUUGUGGGAUGUGCAAUGCCUUUCACAUGCUUUAUGCUUACAAUAGACAGAUAUGAGUAUUCAUGGACACUGGGGUUGCUAGGAUCAGUGACAUGGACACUCUUAGUGUGCCUUAGCAGACUCUACCUUGGCAUGCACUCUAUUCUCGAUCUUCUAGCUGGUCUAGGAAUUGUAAUAGUGUCCUUGCCUGCCUUGUUACCCUGGUUAGAUACCAUAGACUACUUUCAAAUCUACCACCCCUAUGCCCCUCUGGUCAUCAUUGGACUGGGCUUGUUUGGGGCUAUAUGUUAUCCAGCUAUGGACCGGUGGAGCACUGCGAGGGGUGAUACCACAUUGAUCAUAUCUGUUGCAUCGGGAGCUGCAAUUGGUUCCUGGAUGAACUACCAGAUGGGGUAUAUCACAGCUGCCGAUACGCCGCCACCUUAUUUGGUCAUAACUCCUGAUGCACGCUGGCUUGGAUUGAUGAUUAUGAGGAUGUGUAUAGGGUCUGUGGUGUUAGUCGCCACUAGAGCUAUAAUGAAAGCUCUUACAUUUCACCUUGUUUGUUAUGUGUUCAGAGUUAACAAGGUUGAUAAGGAGUCACGGCAGAAUAUCUGGAUAGAGCUAGCCUACAAGUAUCUCACAUAUACCAUGGUGUCUUUCAAUGUUGUGUUCCUAGCUCCACUCGUGUUCAGGUAUCUCGGCAUUGAAAGAAUUACUGCUUUUACGGAACUUUAAGAUCCUAUAAAAUCUGGAUGGUCUUCGAUAGAAAGAUAUUUUAUUGCAGUGGCCUUAUGUAUAAUAAAUACAUGUAAAUAUAAGUAUUAUACUGUAGAAAUACUAGGGGUCUAAUGGGGUGAAAAUUUUCGGUUCGGUUUGUGACUCCCUGAAAUAAUAGAUAAAGCUAUGGUAUGUUUGGUGGCAAUUUUGAAUUUCUUGUUAUAAAGUGCAAUAAUCCAUUGGUUUAAUCAUUUGGUUAUUCAUAAUGUAAUUUUUUCAACUUCUUUAUUUUGCAUCAAAUCCCCCAAACAAGAGUUGACUAAUGAUUUAAUAUCCCAGAUGCGAGUAGAAAUAAUCUUGAUUUACGUCAUUAAAUAUUCAAAAUUCAGUCAAAGUGAUGUCAUAUUUGAAAUCUACAUGUAAAA